UAGUAUUGCGUAAGUUAACACGAGUGGGAUCUGGAAAUUUUCAAAGGCUCGCACGGGGUGUACAUUUUUCCAUUUUUCGGUGCGUUAAACGUCCUCGUUGUUUUCGAUGUGGUGUUGUGCGUAAUUCGUCGGUCAAAGUAGGCAGAAAUCGACCUGUGCCUUUAUUCGAGGCAUGUCUUCACACUCGCAGCUACCGGUCGUGUUUAUGUUAGAAAAUAAAUAAAUGGGCGUGACGUUUGAUCAGCUGAACUUGGCGUUUUCCGCGACCGUGUGGUGUAUUAAAGAUGGUUAUUAGAAUAUUGUUCGGAACUAUGAAGGUCGUAAUAAGAAAAUUAAGUAGAAUUAAUGUGAUUUGAGAUGAAACGCUUGAGGGUGGACGAGACCACUAAAGAAGGAAGCGGCGGGUCCCCGUUGCCGGGCGGAUUGUUCCGGCAGUCUCUUCCGAACGCGGCACCGUCGUUGGGCUUUCCCGGCAACGGCGGAGGCGGUGCGGGUGGAACGGUCAAAGUGUUAAGUGAAGGCAUGCAGUCGGGACUUUAUACGACGGCAGCGCCGGUCAGUUACAGUGCUAUGCCGGUGGCCGCGGCCCCGCAUUCCGCGAAACCGCAGUCGAUGCCGCUCUCGGCGAAUAGUCACAACGCGAUGCGCAGCAUCGGGGCUUCACCUCCGAGCGCCAACCUGCAGGAGUCGCCGCAGCAGCAGCAGCAGCAGCAGUCGCCGAGCAGUUUCCAGAGGUUGAAGGUCGAGGACGCCCUCUCCUACCUCGAUCUCGUCAAGUUCAAGUUCGGUUCGAAGCCCCAAGUGUACAACGACUUCCUGGACAUCAUGAAAGAGUUCAAGAGUCAGAGUAUCGACACGCCGGGCGUCAUUCAACGGGUGUCGAACCUGUUCAAAGGGUUCCCCGAUCUGAUCGUCGGUUUCAACACGUUCCUGCCGCCCGGCUACAAGAUCGAGGUGCAGAAAAGCGACCAGGGCGGUUACGCGUUCUCGGUGUCGGUCAGUAUGCCCAGCCCGACGGGCACGGUGUCGUCGGAUCCGCAAAAAUCGGCGAUGAUAUUGAGCGGCACCGGGAGGAUCAAUAUGUCCGCCCCCGGUCAGCCGGUCGGUCAACCGACACCGCCCCAACCGAUGCCGCUGACGCAGCAACAGCAGCACGUCGCGCCCGCGACGCCCCAGAUCGUCCCGGCGGCGCCCCAGGUCGUCCAGCACUCGUCCGGUUUCGGAUUGCCCGCCCCCAAUUACAAUCUGUCCCUGACCGCCGCGCAGGCGGCCGUAAAUCACGCCCUCCAAGGCCAUACCGACACACCCCAGAAUCAGCCCGUCGAGUUUAACCACGCCAUUAAUUACGUCAACAAAAUAAAGAAUCGCUUUCAAGGCCAGCCGGAAAAGUACAAGAGGUUCCUCGAGAUCCUGCACACGUACCAGAAGGAACAGCGCACGCUGAAAGAAUCGAGCAUCGGUUCGAGCGGCAAACACCUGACGGAACAGGAGGUUUAUAGUCAGGUAGCGAAGCUGUUCGAGAAUCAGAGCGAUCUGCUCGCCGAGUUCGGUCAAUUUCUCCCGGACGCCACCAGCCAUAUUAAUCAGGCACCCGUUUCCGAGCACUCCAAUUCGCUCAACAAAAAGUCGCUCGGCAAACCCUACCACAGGGAUCACAUGCCCGACCGUCACGUGUCUCACAAAUCCGGUCACGUGUCGGGACCGGUCAAACGCUCGCCUCCCUACUCCAACUACCACCAUCGGGACGCCCCGCCCCCCAAGAAACACAAGAUGGCGUCGUCGUGUCGCGACGUCAGCCUGAGCGAGGCCGGGAAGUACGGGACUUUGAACGAUUACGCGUUUUUCGACAAAGUGCGCAAGGCGGUGCGUUCUCACGAAGUGUACAACAAUUUCCUAAGAUGCCUGAUCCUGUUUAACCAGGAGAUCGUCUCCAAGAGCGAGCUCAUUCAAAUCGUCACCCCGUUCUUGGGCAAAUUUCCGGAACUGUUGCGAUGGUUCCGGGAAUUCAUGGGCCAAAACGAUACGGAACCGAUCCCGUACAACGUGACGCGAACGGAACGCCCUCAGGGCGACCACGCCCUCGAAAUCGAUCUGGCCACUGCCAAACGUUUGGGCGCUAGCUACUGCAUCAUUCCCAAAGCGCAGGAGGGUCAGAAAUGUUCGGGUCGUACGCAGCUCUGCAAAGAGGUGCUGAACGACCAGUGGGUCUCGUUUCCGACGUGGUCCGAGGACAGUACGUUUGUCAGCUCGCGAAAGACCCAAUAUGAGGAGUAUAUGUAUAGGUGCGAGGACGAGAGGUUCGAACUGGACGUGGUUAUCGAGACUAACGCGUCUACGAUAAGGGUCCUCGAGUCCGUCAAUAAGAAGUUGAGCAGGAUGAGCACGGACGAGGUUGCCAAAUUCAAAUUGGACGACUGUUUGGGCGGUACGUCACCGACGUUGCACCAGAGGGCGCUGAAACGCAUCUACGGCGACAAGGCGCCCGAGAUUAUCGAGGGUUUGAAACGUAACCCGUCGGUGGCGGUGCCGGUCGUCCUCAAACGUUUGAAAGCGAAAGAAGACGAAUGGCGGGAGGCGCAGAAAGGUUUCAACAAGAUCUGGCGCGAGCAAAACGAAAAGUAUUACUUGAAGAGCCUCGACCAUCAGGGUAUCAAUUUCAAACAGACCGACGUGAAAGCGAUAAGGACGAAGAGUCUCUUCAACGACAUCGAGACGAUUUUCGACGAGCGGCACGAACAAAACGAAGAAGGAUCUGAGCCCGUCGUCGGACCCCAUCUCGUCUUGCCUUAUCGCGACAAAACGAUACUGGACGACGCUUCGAAUUUGCUGAUUCACCUCGCGAAACGUCAAGCCGGCAUCCAGAAGGGCGAGAAGAGGAAGAUCAAGCACGUGCUGAAGCAGUUCCUGCCCGAUUUGUUCUUCCACCCGCGGCAGCCGCUCACCGACGACGAAAGGGAAGAAGACGACGACAAAGAAGAAUCUGAGAAUAGCCCGCGCGGUUCGCCGAAAGGCGACAACGACAAGGGGAAAAGCGGAUCCGCCAGUCCCGGAAAAUCGCCCAACCGGACCGAUGGAGACGGUGCGCCCGAAGUGAAAACCGAAUCCGAAGUGAAGGAGGAAGAGGUUAAGGUACCUCUGCACGCGCAAACUUCCGAUCCGGACGAGGCGUACACGUUAUUUAUAACGAACAACAAUUGGUACAUCUUCCUGAGGCUGCACCAGAUCUUGUGCGAACGCCUGGCGAAAAUUUACGAGAGAGCUUUAGCGAUCGCGACCGAGGAGGAACGGUCGCGGACCAAUCGCAAGGAGAGUACCGCGAUAGCGUUGAGAUUAAAGCCAAAGCCGCAGAUUGAGGUAGAGGAUUACUACCCGGCUUUCCUCGACAUGGUAAAAAAUCUCCUCGACGGUAAUAUGGAGGCGAACACUUACGAGGAUACUUUAAGGGAGAUGUUUGGCAUUCACGCUUACAUUGCUUUCACUUUGGAUAAGGUGGUGUCGUACGCCGUAAGGCAGCUGCAGCAUUGCAUCGCGGAAAGGACCGCGAUCGCUUGUACCGAACUGUUCCUGAAGGAACAGAAGCGGGGCGCGGCGGGCGGGCCCUGCCUCACCGCCCACAAAAGGGCCCACCUGGAAUUCGCAUACCAGAGGGCCGCGGAGAGGGCCGUCCAAGAGGAGAACUGCUUCAAGAUAUUUAUUUAUAAGCGCGAUACGAAAAUGACGAUCGAACUGCUCGACACUGAGCCGGAGGACUCCAAGAAGGUGGAAGACGCCAACAAAUGGAACAGCUAUAAGGAAUGUUACGCGGACAUCAAUCAUUCGGAACACGGGAAGCUACGCUCUCCCGUCUACCUCAAUCGUAACCUAAGGUUGUAUAAGCUCAAAGCGGGUAACAACAACGGCGUGGUGAUCAGCGAUCGUUCGGCUUCGGAAGCGCAGCAGGAGGAUUUGGGCAAAGGGACGCCGCAGGAGACGACGAGGAACGAUGGCAAAAACGCCGUCAGGCAGGAGGAGGCGGACAACAAUUUCGACAUUCUCGAAGCGCUGGAACGGAAACUGAACGAGAGGAACCCGCCCGAACGUCUGCAGACCGAUCAUCCCGGUUACAAAGCGUUGGACGAUCAGCAGUGCAAAUUCAAUCUGCACGAUUCGAAGAUAACGUUCACUUUGGCGAAGGAUUGUUACCUGUACAAAAAUAGUGCCUUCCUUAGAGCUAAACGGUGUCAUCCGAGCGUGACGAAGCGGAAAUCGGUGAAGUUCCGAUGCUGGCUGAAAAAGUGGGCGGGUUCGAACGUAAGUGAGGUGCAAUUCAAGCAGUGUACCGACUGGUUGAUGGGCAGAGGUGAAGGUGUUGUGCCUAACAGGACGCGGGUGCUAACGGACAAUGAUCUCUCGCGGACACCUUACGUCCCAUAUAAUCGGUAUCGGGUGGAGAGGUUAACAGAUAGCGGCUGCGCAUAAACUUUGACGAC
Cylas formicarius (sweet potato weevil) is the source of this 4469-nucleotide messenger RNA. RefSeq names its product paired amphipathic helix protein Sin3b (gene Sin3A). The record is from RefSeq and is a predicted model, not a curated record. Lineage: Eukaryota; Metazoa; Arthropoda; Insecta; Coleoptera; Brentidae. The transcript is spliced from 10 exons. Bases 358 to 4458 code for a protein of 1366 amino acids. Gene Ontology annotation, biological process: negative regulation of transcription by RNA polymerase II. Gene Ontology annotation, molecular function: transcription corepressor activity. Gene Ontology annotation, cellular component: chromatin.